AUGCGCAACCCUUUCAGGAUAGGCCCCCAUCUGGAGCACCCCGUAGGCGACUAUGGCGAAACGAAGGAUACGGACAAGGCUGCUGAGGCUGUCGACACCUCAGACGGAACCUCUAGCAUAGAGCCUUCCUUCACCGCAGGCGCUCAGGAUGGUGUCAAGAAGAUGGAGGCUACGACUACUGUGUGGGGGAAGAAGUCGCUCAUUGCCGCGUACAUCAUGAUGUGGACUGUCACGUUCGUGGAUGCCAUGCAGCAGGGAGCCUCAUUCUCGCUCAGCGCCUACGUUACCAGCUCUUUCCAGCAACAUUCCCUGACCGCGUACACUGGCGUGAUGUCUGGUAUCAUCGGUGGAGUACUCAAGUUGCCACUCGCCAAGAUUCUUGACAUAUUUGGUCGUCCACAAGGCUAUGGUAUUAUGAUCGCUUUUCUGACCGUGGGACUGAUCAUGAUGGCCGCCUGCAACAAUGUCCAAACGUACGCGGCAGCACAGAUCUUCUACUGGAUCGGCUACAACGGAAUUACUUACACCAUCGGCAUUUUCGUCGCUGACACCUCUCACCUGAAGAACCGUGGCUUCAUGUUCGCCUAUGUCAGCUCUCCAUACAUCAUCACCGUCUGGAUCACUGGACCUUUAGCCACCGCAUUCGUUAACGGGCCUGGUUGGAGAUGGUUCUACGGAGCAUUUUCCAUCAUCACCGUCGCGGUCAAUGGCCCCUUGCUGGCGCUCUUCUGGGUGAACUAUCGGAAGGCAGUCCGCGUGGGCACAAUCGUCCCCACCAAAAGCUCACGCACCUUUGCGGAGUCCUUCAAGCAUUACUCUAUCGAAUUCGACGUCGGCGGUCUGUUCCUGCUCAUGGGUGGUUUGGUCUUCUUCCUCCUGCCUUUCAGCUUGUACUCCUACCAGGAUGGUCUCUGGAACUCCCCGCUGGUGAUCGCCUUCUUCAUCGUAGGUGGGCUCAUGCUGAUCGGCUUCAUCCUCUAUGAGAAGUUUGUUGCACCGAAGACCUUCAUCCCCUACGAGCUACUUCUCGAUCGUACAGUACUUGGCGCGUGCAUCGUAUCCGGUGUGUUCUUUAUCAGCUUCUACUGCUGGAACGCGUACUUCUUCUCGUUCCUUCAGGUCGUGAACGGACUGAACAUCACCGAAGCAACAUACGUCAUCAACAUAUACAGCAUCGGAGCUUGCUUCUGGUCCCUUGUCGUUGGCCUGCUCAUCAGAUGGACUGGCCGCUUCAAGUGGCUGGCGUUGUACUUUGGUGUUCCCGUUACCAUGCUCGGUACGGGAUUGAUGGUUCAUUUCAGGCAGCCCGACGUUAACGUUGGCUGGGUGGUCAUGAGCCAGAUCUUCAUCGCUUUUGCAGGAGGUGCUAUUGUCAUCACCGAGCAAGUCGCCGCCAUGGCAGCAACGACUCACCAAUAUGUUGCUGUCGUCUUGGCAGUUGAAGGCAUGUUCUCCAGUGUGGGAGGUGCGAUCGGAGGCUCCGUUUCGGCAGCUCUGUGGACUGGAGUAUUCCCUGCAAAUUUGGCAAGGUACUUGCCUGCUGAGGCGCAGGCGGAUGUUGCGACCAUUUACGCCAGUCUUGUCACGCAGCUAUCAUACCCUAAGGGCACGCCAAUCAGAUUUGCAAUUGAGCAAGCCUAUGGGGAGUCGCAGAAGUGGAUGGCUGUUGCCUCUACAGUCAUCUUGGUCGUUGCCUUCGGAGGAGUGCUCAUGUGGAGAGAUAUCAACGUCAAGCACUACAAGCAGGUCAAGGGUCGUGUCCUCUAG
Messenger RNA from Didymella exigua CBS 183.55, 1767 nucleotides. Its product is annotated as MFS general substrate transporter. Gene Ontology annotation, biological process: transmembrane transport. The coding region runs from base 1 to 1767 and encodes 588 amino acids. Lineage: Eukaryota; Fungi; Ascomycota; Dothideomycetes; Pleosporales; Didymellaceae. The transcript is spliced from 4 exons. Gene Ontology annotation, molecular function: transmembrane transporter activity. The record is from RefSeq and is a predicted model, not a curated record.